Plasmopara halstedii is the source of this 231-nucleotide messenger RNA. RefSeq lists its product as uncharacterized. The record is from RefSeq and is a predicted model, not a curated record. Lineage: Eukaryota; Oomycota; Peronosporomycetes; Peronosporales; Peronosporaceae. The transcript has 3 exons. Bases 1 to 231 code for a protein of 76 amino acids.
AUGUCGUCUGUCGUAAUCAGCCAAAUUCUUCUUCAAAAGUUUCAGGCACUGGGCCGCAUCGUCAGCAACGUGAAUGAGAACCAAUGCCAGAGAAGCAAAUUCCUUUUCAACCGGAAUGUUUUGGGCGGUGGUCUUGCUCAUGUUCGCAGUUAUAGUGAUUUGAAAGCGGCCGCGAUGAGAUAUGUUGACGAGUUAUUGGCUGCAUGUGCCGCAAAGCUUGAGAUAGUUUGA